Molecule: messenger RNA, 6907 nt
Organism: Dicentrarchus labrax (European seabass)
Lineage: Eukaryota; Metazoa; Chordata; Actinopteri; Moronidae
Gene: ap3d1
Product: adaptor related protein complex 3 subunit delta 1
Exons: 35
Coding region: 228-4058 (1276 amino acids)
Biological process (GO): Golgi to vacuole transport; neurotransmitter receptor transport, postsynaptic endosome to lysosome; protein targeting to vacuole
Cellular component (GO): terminal bouton; AP-3 adaptor complex; presynaptic endosome
Source: RefSeq, a predicted model, not a curated record
UUUGUCAGCCAUUUCCUACACUGAUCCAUUGCCAGCGUCUCUGCACAGCACAGGACGCCCCGUCUGGCCUCAGCUUCAUCUGCCCGGGCUUGGUAAACAGCAGCGGAUCUUGCACACACGGUCCCCGGGGUGGAUGAGAGACAGUCUAGCGGGUCGGUCGGCACCCACUAGACCUCUGGAAGGCGCUUGGCCCCGCAGCACAGACGCGGCACAAGUCACAGACAGACAUGGCUUUGAAGAUUGUCAAAGGGAGCAUCGAUCGGAUGUUCGAUAAAAACCUUCAGGAUUUAGUACGUGGCAUUAGGAAUCACAAGGAAGAUGAGGCCAAGUACAUCUCCACAUGCAUCGAUGAGAUCAAACAGGAGCUCAAGCAGGACAACAUCGCUGUCAAAGCCAAUGCUGUGUGCAAGCUCACCUACCUUCAGAUGCUGGGCUAUGAUGUCAGCUGGGCCGCUUUCAACAUCGUUGAAGUCAUGAGCUCCUCCAAGUUCACAUACAAGAGGAUUGGCUACCUGGCAGCCUCGCAGUGCUUUCAUGAGAGCACUGAUGUCAUCAUGUUGACAACCAAUCAGAUCCGAAAGGAUCUCAGCAGUCCCAACCAGUAUGACACAGGUGUAGCCCUUACUGGCCUCUCUUGUUUUGUGACCCCUGACCUGGCUCGGGACCUGGCCAAUGACAUCAUGACACUGAUGUCCCACACUAAACCUUACAUCAGAAAGAAAGCGGUGUUGAUCAUGUACAAGGUGUUCCUGAAGUACCCAGAGUCCCUGCGCCCAGCUUUCCCCAGGCUCAAGGAGAAACUGGAGGACCCAGACCCAGGUGUCCAGUCUGCAGCAGUAAAUGUUAUCUGUGAGCUGGCACGGAGAAAUCCCAAGAACUACCUGUCUCUGGCCCCACUCUUCUUCAAACUCAUGACCUCCUCUACUAAUAACUGGGUUCUCAUUAAGAUCAUCAAACUGUUUGGUGCACUCACACCACUGGAGCCACGGUUGGGAAAGAAGCUGAUCGAGCCUCUGACAAACCUAAUCCACAGUACCUCUGCCAUGUCUCUGCUGUAUGAAUGUGUCAACACUGUAAUUGCAGUGUUGAUUUCCUUGUCCUCUGGGAUGCCUAACCACAGUGCUAGUAUCCAGCUCUGUGUGCAGAAACUGCGAAUCCUGAUAGAAGACUCGGACCAGAACUUGAAGUACCUGGGCCUGCUAGCAAUGUCAAAGAUCCUGAAGACCCACCCCAAGUCAGUGCAGUCUCAUAAGGACCUCAUCCUCCAGUGUCUGGAUGACAAGGAUGAGUCCAUCCGCCUGAGAGCUCUGGACCUGCUCUAUGGCAUGGUAUCCAAAAAGAACCUGAUGGAGAUUGUAAAGAAGCUGAUGCUCCACGUGGACAAAGCCGAAGGAACCACCUACAGAGAUGAGUUGCUCACCAAGAUCAUUGACAUCUGCAGCCAGAGCAACUACCAGUACAUCACCAACUUUGAAUGGUACAUCAGCAUUCUGGUGGAGCUGACCCGAUUAGAGGGCACACGGCAUGGCCACCUCAUUGCCUCUCAGAUGCUGGAUGUGGCAAUUCGGGUCAGAGCCAUCCGGGUCUUUGCUGUUGCCCAGAUGGCCACCCUGCUUGACAACGCUCACCUGUUGACAGGCAACAUGCAGCGAAUGGGCAUCUGUGAAGUGUUGUAUGCUGCAGCCUGGAUCUGCGGUGAAUUCUCGGAACACCUGGAGAACCCGAUGCAGACGUUAGAGGCCAUGCUGCGGCCUAAGGUGGCCACCCUACCAGGCCACAUCCAGGCAGUGUACGUGCAGAACGCAGCCAAGCUGUUUGCCACUGUGCUGAAGAACCAGGAGGGAAACACGGACAGCACAGCAGCACAGGAAACCAGCCAGCUAAUGAUAGACAGGCUGCCGCUGUUUGUCCAGAGCGCCAACCUGGAGGUGCAGGAAAGGGCGUCUUGCAUCCUGCAGCUGGUCAAGUACAUCCAGAAACUGCAACAGAAGGACGUAGAAGUAGCAGAGGAAGUAUGUGCUCUGUUUGCUGGAGAACUCAACCCUGUAGCCCCCAAGGCACAGAAGAAAGUGCCUGUUCCUGAAGGUCUGGACUUGGAUGCCUGGAUCAACGAACCUCCAUCAGAGAGCGAGUCUGAGGAUGAGCAGCCUAAGGCUAUUUUUGCCAAGGAGGAACCCAAACACUCCCGCCCUCGUCACACAGAGGUGGACGAGAAGGAGCUGGCAAGAAGGAGAGAAGCCAGAAAGCAGGAGCAAGCCAACAAUCCGUUCUACAUCAAGGCAUCCCCGUCCUCUCAGAAGGCGUACCAGGAAGCCCCUGGAGUGGAGCACAUCCCAGUCGUGCAGAUUGACCUCAGUGUGCCUCUCAAAGUCCCAGACAUUGCUGUCUUCCGUCCCGCAGGUCUGCCCAUGUCUGACCAGUAUGUGAAACUGGAAGAGGAGCGUCGGCAGAAAGAGAGAGCGGACAAGAAGAAGAAGGAGAAGAAGAAGAGGAAAGAAAAGCGCAGCGGGCGAGGAAGGAAACAUGAUUCAGGACCAGAGAGCGAGGAGGACAUCACGCCUGCCCACAUGGUUGACAUUGUUACCGAGGAGAUGCCAGAGAAUGCCUUACCCAGUGAUGAUGAUGACAAAGAUCCCAACGACCCUCAUAAAGCCCUGGACAUCGACCUGGACAACUUGUUGGAAGCGGCUGGGCGCAGGCCACUUGCGGACAGUGAGAAGCUACCGGUCAGGGCACACCGUGCAGCAGAGGCUCCAAAAAGCCCGGCAGAAGAUGGAGAAGCAGAGAAUGCUGCUUCACAGGAGCCCAAGAAGAAGAGCAGCAAAGAAAAGAGAGAGAAGAAGAAGGAUAAAGAUAGGGACAGAAAGAAGAGCAAAGAAGAGAAGAAGAAGAAGAAACACAAACAUGAAGAAAAGGGGGAGGAUCUCCUUGGGGGUCAGGCAGACGAGCCUGUGGUCCAGUCAGAAGAAACCAAUGAGGUGGCUGCACUGCCCACCUCCACCAGUGCCGAGGUUUCGGAUCUGGAUUUCUGGCUCUCAAACGCUCCAGUGCCCUCUAACACCCAGGAAGCAGCAACGGUAGCAGAAGCAGCCCCCGUGCCUGAGGCAGCCUCUGGCACGGCGCCAGACUCCGAGCCCGAGGAGCCCAAAGACACCGAGAUGGAGGAGACUAAGUCCUCCAAACACAAGAAGAAGAAGCAGAAAAAGGAGAAGGAAGAGAAGGAGAAGAAAAAGAAGAAGAAGCAUCAUCACCAUCAUCACCACAGUGAUGGAGGUGGAGAGGAGUCGGUGCAGAAUGGCACUGUGGAGGAAGAAGAGCCUCUACCGCCCAUGUCCAAUUACUGCCUGCUGGCUGAGAACUCCUACAUCAAGAUGAUGAUGGAGGAUGCUGAUGAGGUGUACGACAUCCAGGGAAACCUGCAGGAUGGCAGUCAGGUGGUGGUGUCUGUUAUAUUUGAAAACAAGUGUGACAGCUUCCUCAAAUCCAUGGAGUUUAACGUCCUGGACUCUCUCAACUCCAAGCUGCAGAGACCAGAGGGGUCGGGUCCACAUGAUGGCCUCACCGUCCCCUUCCAACUUCCACCUGGGGUUUCCAAUGAGGCGCGAUUUGUCUUCACUGUGCAGAGCAUCGUGAUGCCACAGAAACUGAAGGGAACCCUCACUUUCAUAGUAAAGAAUGAGGAUUCCUCUACUCAUGAGAAACUGGACUUCAAACUGCACUUUACCUGCACCUCCUACCUAAUCACUACUCCUUGCUACAGUGAUGCGUUUGCAAAGCUGCUCGAGUCGGGCGACCUGAAGUGCAGCUCUGUCAGACUGGAGGGAGUCAUCAUGCCCUUCCACCACCUACUGGCCAGGAUCUGCUUCCACCACCAUUUCUCUGUUGUGGAGAGGAUCGACUCCUGUGCCUCCAUGUACAGCAGGUCUAUCCAGGGUCACCAUGUUUGUCUGCUGGUCAAAACUUCUGGUCAAACAGUGUCCAUUGAUGCUAAAUGUGACGAGCCGACGCUGCUUGGGAAUGUGCUGGAUGAGAUCAAGCAGACCUUCUCUCAGUGCUGAUUGUGUCCGACAGUCCCAGGGUGCCCUCGACCCCUCCAUGCCACCCCCCCUUCUCUCACUCGCUGAAACACAACAUAAUCAUGUUACGAAAACACUGCGGCCGGCACUUCCAGUAUCGCCCUAUUUAUUAGUCCUCAGAUUCGCAAGAUUUCUUUCCCCUUACCGUCUUCUUCUUCACACUCUGUCGUUCCUUCCGCACUCCGAUCUCUGUGGUCACUCCCCAACACUUGAUGUUGUUUUACAGACUCACUGUGUACAUGCUCCGUCUUCUCUGCAGUGCGAUUUAAUUUUUACUUCCUGGUUUUCUAAGCCAAACUGCUCACCGUGUUCCUCCCUGACUCUGACUCUAUACUGAGCUCCUGUUUCUGGAUGCUCUGCACCCUCUACUCUCUCCUGUGUACCUCUUUGCCCUCCACUCUGUCGGCAAUUCAGUUUGUGACAGUCAUGUAAUGUAAUGUUGACAACUGGACUUUUGCUGUUGAUGGUUGAAUUGUGUUUUUACCGUGUUGAAGGUUUUUUUGUCUUUGGUUUGUUUUUGUUUGUUGUUUUGUCUCUUUUUUUUUUUUUUUGUCUGAAGCCUGUCUGCGCCUUUGUCUCUCCCCCUUCUUUCUGCUCACUAAACAUCAAUGUGCGUAUUGCUCCUCUGUUGUAGGCCUGGAAAAAAACAUUUGAUUGACUGUUUCUCAGAAUGGUCCGAGCUGGAAAAAUAGGGACGCUAACCUCCUCACCCACCACUGACCUGGGCCUGGAGAAGACCAGACACUGAGCAACUGCAGUGGUAAUAGUGCAGAGAUGAAAACAAAGCUGCACAUAAGGCAUGGGUUUAAACUUCUUUGUUGGCCCUACUUGCCUUUUGGCCAGAUCUGUUAGCGUAAGUUCAACAGAAUCCUUGUGUGGCACUGCGGGCGAUUUGUAGAUCAGUGGUUAUGCUCUGUGCCUUAGCCGUGCAGUCUGACCUACUCCAGUGUAUCAUGCUAUAUGUCUGCUCCCUCGUCAACUGUGCUAAGCUGCAGUUUGACACCCCCCCCCCCAAAGAACUUCCAACAUAUCAUUCUUUUCACAAAUCAAAGAAUAAUUCAAAGACAGGAGAGUAUGAAAGUGAUUAGAUGGAACUCUGGCACUAGAGUUGAAGUGUACUCGGGACAGUUUGCUGUCAGGCACCUUUAUCAGCGCCCUCUUCAACUCACAGAUGGUUUGGUUAGUUGUAUAGAAGAUGUUAUAUUAUUGUAAUACACAGAAGGAUACUAUUAUUUCUAUGAAAACGCUAUGGUGCUUAGGGCCCUUAUGUGUCUCACCACAUGGUGAAGUUAGUGACAGAAUAAUCUGACAUUAAGAGAGCUGUUACAUCGCUGUCCCUUUUUUCUGAAAAAUCCAAAGUAUGACUGGCUGAGGGAUGACAAAGUUACACUAUCAACCUGUCUUUAUUCUUAAAAGCAGCUGCAUAUCAGGUUGCUGAAGUUGUUCUCUCUGUAAGCAGAGACUGUAAGUGGUUUUAGGUUCUCUUUCAAUCAGUAUUAGGCGACAUGGCUUCCACUGUAAGGAAGCUUCCACUCUGUCAACAGCAGAAUGCAGUUUUGUCUGUCUUCAUGUGAAAUCAUGUGAAACCUUUUACGCCUGUGCCACUUUGACAUUUGCAUCACAGUAGCUGCACCCGAGCUGGGCGACACCCAGCUGGCGUGCACCCAGAUAAACCCCAAUGUUCCUUUCCCCUUCAGAAACUGCCUUGCCACUUUUUUUAUUUUUGUUCAUUGACAUGUUAUGAUGAACACGAAUGGCCAUUUAAAAAAAGAAGAAAAGGAGAAAAAAAAAGGAAUGGCCGCCUCUUAGAACUCUCUCAGAGGUACUUGAUGUUUUAGUUUGUGUCAUUCAUGUCUUAAAGUCACUACCCGGUCCAACACGACUUAACCUAGUAGUAGCAAGAUAAAAACCGACUCGGGUGCGUGUCUGAUCAUAUUUCCUGGUAAGGCCCUCUUCGCAUCUGUCUGCUAUUGUAGAUAACAACUAUGAUAAUGAUGUCUGUGACCUGAAGACCAGGUCAGCCAUUCCAUGAGAUUCUGUGUCCAUUAGUAGAGUCUGAAUACAGAGGUGAUCAGCUGUAUUUCAGGAAUGUCAAUAGAAAAUAAGUAUGUAUGUAUUUCCUGGUCCUGAAAAUGACUGAUAUAAGUGAAACUGAAAAAAACACCCUCCCCUAAUCAUACAUUGUCCUAAUUCUGAUCUUUUUUUUUUUCCUGUGCAUAAUAUUUCAUUAAAAUUUGUAUAUUGCAUGAUUAGGAAUGUACACUUUUUAUUUCCCUUAAUUUUCUGUUCCAUUGACCUGCUUACACAAACAAAAACUUGUCAUUCCAUUUUGUCCUUUUUCUUUAUUGUUUUUUUUUUUUUUAUGAGGUUUACUUGACCAUUCUCUAUUUUUGAUGGUAUUGUGUUUUUAUCUAUUCUAAGUUCAGACAAUUAAAAAAAAAAAAAAAGAAGUGAUAUCUUUGAAUGUUUUAAAUUAUUAAACACAAGAGGAAGGAAGGGGGUUCUAUUUGGCAUCAUGAUACUGAGGGCAUGGUACUCCAAAUGUUGAGUAGAACAGACCACGUGAAGCAGUGUACUGAGAGGCAACCCACUCUGUCUUAAUUCUCUAUUGGUUCAGUUGUAGUGAGUUAUUUUACCAAGUUUGGCUUGUGACAUUGAAAUAUACUCUCAUAUGACUCUGAUUUCUGAAGGUUCUGUCUUUUUAUUUCUCCAUAUUCAAUUAUCAAGCUGUACAAUGUAAAAUGUUUUAAAGGGGACAACAUAAAUUAUCUACAUUCCCUUUAAAGAAAGUCCACCCAAAUUAAAAAUAAAGGCUGUAAGAAGCUACUGUA